UUCCUACGCAAUAGUACUACUAAUCUUAUCUGUAUAAAUAAUACACCAUUGAGUAGGAAGGAGUAUUAGUCUAUAUCAAUAUGGAAACACCAUUGCUGACCAAAAGAUUUACUUCAGAAAAUGAUUACUUGGCAGUGAAAAGUUUGAAGGAUGUUAAACAUGUUUUGUGGAGUGAGACAGUGAAGAUAUGGAAGAUAGCACUUCCAGUGGCUUUGUGUUAUUUGUUUCAAUACCUCACAAACACUUCAACUUCCAUCUAUGCUGGUCAUCUUGGAGAUAUUGAACUCUCUUCUUUCUCUCUUUUUCAAAGUGUCCUCAAUUGCAUCUAUUCUUUGCUGUUUGGUAUGUCAACGGCAAUAGCAACACUGUGUGGCCAAGCUUAUGGUGCAGGACAAUUUCAAAAUGCUGGUAUUUAUGUUCAAAGAUCAAGUAUUAUACUCUUCACCACUUGUAUACUCCUAUUGCCAAUUAAUAUAUAUGCAACUCCAAUCUUAAAAUUUCUUGGCCAAGAACAAGAAAUAGCUGACCUAGCUGGCAAAUAUGCUAUUCUUAUAAUUCCAUACAUGUUUUCCAGUGCUAUCCAUUUACCCAUCCAGAAAUUUCUUCAAGCACAAAGUGAAGUUAAAGUUAUUAUGUACAUAGCAAUUGUGAUAUUGCUAAUACAAAAUGGUCUACUUUAUAUCUUCAUUUCUGUAUUUGAUUGGGGAAUAACUGGCUUAGCUAUGGCAAGUAAUAUCACAGGAUGGGGAUUUGCAAUUGCUCAACUAAUUUAUGCCAUUGGUUGGUGUAAAGAAGGAUGGAAUGGAUUGUCUUGGAUGGCAUUUAGAGAAUUAUGGGAAUUUACUAAGCUAAGUUUUGGUUCAUCUGUAAUGAUUUGUUUAGAACAGUGGUAUACUACAAUCAUUAUCCUUCUUGCUGGCUAUCUUGAUAAUCCUGUGAUUGCUCUUGGUUCAUAUUCAAUUUGCCUUAAUAUUCAGGGUUGGAAUGCCAUGCUGCUUCUUGGACUAAGUACAGCACUAAGUGUUCGUGUCUCUAAUACACUUGGCAUGUCACAUCCAAGAGCAUCCAAGUACUCUUUCUUGGUGACAAUGUCUCAGUCUCUUCUCAUUGGAACCAUUUUCAUGACUGUUAUUUUCUUGAGUAAAGAAAAGUUUGCAUUCAUCUUUACCAACAGUGAUGAUUUGAUACAUGCUGCAAGUGAAUUAGCAUACCUUCUUGGUAUAACCAUGGUUAUCAACAGUAUCUCACAAACUAUUUCAGGUGUGGUCAUUGGAUGUGGAUGGCAAGUUAUGGUUGGUUACAUAAACUUGGCAUGUUAUUAUAUUGUUGGACUCCCUAUUGGAAUUUUCCUUGGAUUCAACCAGCAUUUGGGUGUGAAGGGUCUUUGGGGAGGCACAAUGUGCGGCAAUAUUCUUCAGAUUUUAGUCCUCGUUGUCAUUAUUUAUAAGACCAAUUGGACCAAUGAGGUAGAGCAAACAGCUAAUCGCAUGAGAAUUUGGAGCUCUAACAAACUUCAAAAGGACGCCAUUUGAAAUGUUGCGUGGCAAGACAUUUUCUAUUAAUGAAUUAAAAAUUAUUGUAAAAAAUUUAAUGAAAUAGAAAUUUUAAGUUGCAUAUCA
Molecule: messenger RNA, 1619 nt
Organism: Medicago truncatula (barrel medic)
Lineage: Eukaryota; Viridiplantae; Streptophyta; Magnoliopsida; Fabales; Fabaceae
Product: protein DETOXIFICATION 35
Exons: 7
Coding region: 81-1532 (483 amino acids)
Biological process (GO): xenobiotic detoxification by transmembrane export across the plasma membrane
Cellular component (GO): membrane
Molecular function (GO): xenobiotic transmembrane transporter activity; antiporter activity
Source: RefSeq, a predicted model, not a curated record